Zymoseptoria tritici IPO323 is the source of this 348-nucleotide messenger RNA. RefSeq lists its product as uncharacterized. The transcript has 3 exons. The record is from RefSeq and is a predicted model, not a curated record. The coding region runs from base 1 to 348 and encodes 115 amino acids. Lineage: Eukaryota; Fungi; Ascomycota; Dothideomycetes; Mycosphaerellales; Mycosphaerellaceae.
AUGUCUGCUCCAGUCUCCACCACCCCCUCAACCUGCUGCGGCCGCUCCGGCGGACCCUGCGCCUGCGCCGCCGAAGCCACCUGCUCCUGCGGGAAACAAUCCGCUCUCAACUGCAAUUGCGAGAAAGCUUCCACCGAGAAUAAACUUCAGGGUGCGAGGUGUUCGUGCAAUCAACGACCAGCAGGAGAAUGCACGUGCUCCCGCGCCGCGACGGAGAAUACCCUGCCCAAGGCGGGGGAGGCUUGUGCGUGUGGGAAGAGGUCGAGUGAUUCGUGCAACUGCAAGGGUGUCGAGGCCGGUGUUGCGGGUGGAGAGGGAUUGGAGACGGACUUUACUACGAAGAAGUAG